AUGCGGCGGGGCUCACACCUGCUGCCGUGGCUGGUGCUUGUGUUGGUAGUGGCGCCUGCAGCGCGAGGAGGGAGGCCGCUGCCGCAGUCACAGGACGCGGCAAAGGCGGCCAGCUCCCUCGAUAGCCAGCAGCAGCAGCAGCAGCAGCAGCAGCAGCAGCAGCAGCAGCAGCAGCAGCAGCAGCAGCCGAGCAAGCCGCAGCCCCCGUCGCUGCCGAUCGACCUGGUGGAGUCAAACUUCACAACCGCGUUCAGCUCGCUGCCAAAGGAGAGCCGCGUCGUGGUGGAGUUUUACGCCAGGUCAGCGGGCGGCGGGGCCAAGGGCAAGUGGGGCCGCCUCGGCUGCGCCGAUGCGUCGGGCGGCGG
Molecule: messenger RNA, 365 nt
Organism: Monoraphidium neglectum
Lineage: Eukaryota; Viridiplantae; Chlorophyta; Chlorophyceae; Sphaeropleales; Selenastraceae
Exons: 1
Source: RefSeq, a predicted model, not a curated record